AUGCGCGCCUGUAACAGCAGCUGUGGGUCCCAUGCUUGUUGUUUGGAAUCUGACUUCAGCUCAGCGUCACUGUCAGUCCUAAAAAUAACCGAAAGACAGGCAGCCUGUCCCAAUGACUUGGCAGAGGCUUUUCGCCAUGCUGCCCACUCCAUGUUGAUCUAACCAGCCGCUCAGCUGCAAACAGCCAAACAGCUUUUUUACUGGAAGGAUGAGCCAUUGUUUCCAUGCGCUGCUCCUGUGGUAAGCUUUAAACUCGAGUUUUCCCUGCUGAAGGACGAUUUGACCUUUGAACUUGACCAUGGUGCGCAAUGUGGACGACCUGGACUUCUGCCUGUCCUCCCACCCGCAGAGCAUCCUGGAGGGCCUGCGCUCCCUCUGCUCACACCCCAAACUGGUGGACGUGACACUAAGCGCCGGCGGUCGGGACUUCCCCUGUCACCGCGGCGUGCUGGCCCUCUGCAGCGCCUACUUCCGCAGCAUGUUCUCAGGGGACUUUGUGGAGAGCAUAGCUGCACGCGUGGAGCUGCAGGAUGUUGAUCCUGAUAUUCUCAGCUGCUUGCUGGACUUCGCCUACACAGGCAAGCUGACCAUCAACCAGAGCAACGUGGAGGGGCUGAUCUGCACCUCCAGCCAGCUGCAGUUCCAGACGGUGAGAGCCGUGUGCAGCCGAUACCUUCAGCACCAGAUCGAUGCUACAAACUGCCUGGGAAUCCUGGAGUUUGGGGCGAUUCACGGCUGCCCGGAGGUGAUGGCCAAAGCGUGGGCGUUCCUCUUGGAGAACUUUGAGGCCGUGCAACAAGGUGAGGAGUUUCUGCUGCUGGGGAAGGAGAGGCUGGUUGCCUGUCUGUCCGAUGAAGGACUGCACAUCCGGACAGAGUGCACCCGUGUGAAGGCCAUCCUGAACUGGGUGAGGCACCACAAGGAGUCCCGACUCUGCCACCUCCCCGAACUCCUCGCCUUGUCCCGUCUCCAUCUUCUCAGCCUGGACUACCUGGCGGACACCCUGCUGAAGGACAGUCUGGUGCAGGCGUCUCCCAGCUGCAGAGAAACCGUGGAAAAAAUUCACAAAGAGAAAGUGGAUUUGGCGCCAGAAUACACGGACACACUCAACUCUCAGAGUCCACAGCCGAACCUGCAAGAGGUGCUGCUGGUGAUGGGCGGCCGAGCGCUCGACGACUCAGACGAUGAAGACUCAGAUGAAGAAGACAGAGACCCACGACUGCAAAGACUGCUGACCAGGAACUUUGCCUUCUACAACACAAAGACAAAACAGUGGCAUGAGCUCCCUAAUUUCCCCAACCCCAACAAGUGGGGUUACGCCAUGGUCUCCUUAAACAAUGAUGUGUACGUCACAGGGGGUUCACGAGGAUCGAAUACCAACACCUGGUCGACCACAGAGACCUGGAAGUACAUCACAAGAGAGGGGAGGUGGGUUACCGUGGCACCCAUGCUCCGGCCUCGCACUAACCACACAUCGGCAACGCUCAACGGGGAGAUUUACGUCAUUGGAGGUACAACGUCCGAUCGUGUUGAAGUUGAGCAUUACGAUCCUUACAGCGACACCUGGGCGCUCACAUGCCCCGCCUUAAAAUACGUGACUAACUUCACGGCCACGGCGUGUCACGGGAAGCUCUAUGUGAUUGGCUCGUGUGCCGUGAAGUACAACGCUUUGGCCAUGCAGUGUUACAACCCUGUGAUAGAUAGCUGGAUCAGCAUAUGUUCGCCCUUCAUCCCUAAGUAUUUGUCCUCUCCUCGCUCCGUCUGUGUAGACGGCAUUAUAUAUCUGGUUGCCGACAACACUAAGAAAGUCUACUCUUAUGAUCCAGAGGCAAACAUGUGGCAGAAGGUGCAGCUUCUGCACAUGCUCCAUGAGAACGGCGGUCUGGUGGCGGUGGAUGGGAAGCUGUUUGUCACCGGAGGCCAUUGGAAAGGUAUGGAGGGGGACUACGGGGUGGAAGUGGAGGUCUACAACCGAGCAUCCAACACCUGGGAGGUGGAGUGCUACCUGCCGAAACUUUGGUUCUACACCGGAGUCUGCACCAUCUUUCUAGAUCCGUCCCAGUGGCCUGAGGUGUUCCCCGUAGAGUCCGAAUAACGGCCUGCUGGUCUGCUGGGACUAAACUCAGGGUCAGAGAGUCGACACAGACGUGUUACCAUCAUAGACACUGUGUUACAACGCAAGUGGCAUGUUUAUUCCAGGAUGUCAUUGUGCCCGAGAAUAGUGAGUAACUUGAUCCUCAGGUAUUUGUGGAUGUUUUUAGGGCCUUGCUUGGCUGCUCAGCAGGUGUAUAUUUAUACUUCAUAUCAUGUGUUUGAGAUCUGAAUUCCUUUGUGUAUUAUUGAAUGGUGCUUGUGAAUCAUUAAAUGUUUGUAGAGUGGGUGUUAUUGUUAUUAUUGGUUGUAUAUCAGCAGUUUGGAGUGCUCAUAUUGUUAGGGUUAUCACUAUUAUGUAGCCACAUUUGUGUCCCCAUAACUUCUUCAAAAUGUGUCAGAUAUUUAUAACAAAUGACCACCCACAGAUUGUGAGUUAGCUUGUUAAAAUGUGAUAAGUAAUGUAACUAUUUUAACGCCUUCAUCCAAGUAAUGUUACUUAUUACAUUUGAUUACUUUGUGUUAACUUUUCUAACAAAUGUUUUGAACUGCUGGAAAAUGAAAUGAAAUAGGCCAUGCCAAAAAAAAAAAAAACAGCAUCCCUCUAUGAUGAAAAGACGCAAAGCAACUGAAUGAAUGUUAUAUUCUACAUAAACAUUUUAUGGUGUGAAGAAUGUAUUUUGGAUGUAAUCCCUUUGUAAACACCAACAUUUUAUUGUUUUUUCUCCUUAAAAACUGUAACUGGUUACAAUUACAUUUACAACACAGAA
Molecule: messenger RNA, 2861 nt
Organism: Plectropomus leopardus (leopard coralgrouper)
Lineage: Eukaryota; Metazoa; Chordata; Actinopteri; Perciformes; Serranidae
Gene: klhl30
Product: kelch-like family member 30
Molecular function (GO): protein binding
Source: RefSeq, a predicted model, not a curated record